AUGAACACCCGAAGCAGGAAACAAAAGGCCACCGAGACCGCCGUGGUCGAGGACAAGCCAGCCCCAGCUCCAGCUCCGGCGACGACGAGCAAUGGAGUCUCACAAAAGAAGGCAGACGACAAGAGCACAACCCCCGAACGUCAUGAGAACAUAUUCUUGUUCUGGCCAAAUCUGGUUGGCUACGUACGAGUUGUUCUGGCAGUGGCAUCUUUAUACUACAUGCCCCUCCACCCCCGCACAUGCUCGUUUCUCUACAGUAUCUCGUGUCUGCUCGAUGCGUUGGAUGGAUACCUGGCACGACUCUUCCACCAGUCCACUACCUUUGGCGGCGUGCUCGACAUGGUCACGGAUCGAUGCACAACCGCGUGUCUUUUGGUCUUUUUGAGCUCGGCCUGGCCGCGGUGGUCUAUUCUCUUCCAGGGCUUGAUUAGUCUGGAUCUGGCCAGCCACUACAUGCACAUGUACGCUACGUUGAGCAUGGGUGGCUCGUCGCAGAGCCACAAGAAGGUCGACUCGAGCCGCAGCUGGGUCUUGCACAAGUAUUACACAAGCAGGACCGUGCUGUUCGUGUUCUGUGCUCUGAACGAGCUCUUCUUCAUCGGCCUGUACCUGCUGUCCUUCUCGUCGCCCAUCCUGUCGCCCUCUUUGCUGCAGCCUGUCCCCAAUACGCAGCCCCUGUCACCACAGCCCGGAAACCCGGCACACCAAGCCCCGUCGACGUUGUUUGCGAGCCCCUGGAGUGCCGGCGCCCUGGAAAUGGCUCGCGCGAACAAGCUGGACAGUACCAUACCGUGGAUUAUCACUGCGGUAUCGGCGCCCGUCAUGGCUGCCAAGCAGUUUAUCAAUGUCGUGCAGCUGAUCAAGGCAAGCAACUGGCUGGCCGAGGGCGACCUUGCCAAACGCCGAGCUGACCGAGCUGCCGGAACAUUGGCUUGA
This is a messenger RNA of Talaromyces rugulosus, 936 nucleotides long. RefSeq lists its product as uncharacterized. Gene Ontology annotation, biological process: phosphatidylinositol biosynthetic process. NCBI's taxonomy places the organism in Eukaryota, Fungi, Ascomycota, Eurotiomycetes, Eurotiales, Trichocomaceae. The record is from RefSeq and is a predicted model, not a curated record. The coding region runs from base 1 to 936 and encodes 311 amino acids. Gene Ontology annotation, cellular component: Golgi apparatus; membrane. Gene Ontology annotation, molecular function: CDP-diacylglycerol-inositol 3-phosphatidyltransferase activity. The transcript has 3 exons.